Molecule: messenger RNA, 2385 nt
Organism: Thyridium curvatum
Lineage: Eukaryota; Fungi; Ascomycota; Sordariomycetes; Thyridiales; Thyridiaceae
Exons: 9
Coding region: 1-2385 (794 amino acids)
Biological process (GO): tRNA processing
Molecular function (GO): tRNA dihydrouridine synthase activity; flavin adenine dinucleotide binding
Source: RefSeq, a predicted model, not a curated record
AUGUCCUUCAUCUCCCAAGUACCGGGAAAGGACCAGCCUGCUAGUGUUGCCGCGCUCGUUUAUUCAAACACAAAGACCCACUGUGUUGAUUCCAUGUUUCCAGGCAAGAUGGUCAUUGUAAAUUCGAAAGUUAUUUUGCCCCUUGCGGGACUCCUUGCCGUUGCCGCUGCGGAGCCGCAGUAUGGCUGCAAACCGCAGACUAUCUGUGUUGAUGCCAUCAACAAAUGCGGCGUCAAGUACGGAGGAUGUUACAAUGUCUGUGACAAUGCUGCCAAACCGAAGCCGCCGCCAUGCUCGUCGGAUGACUGCCAGAGCCGUACCGUUUGCGCCGAUAUGACCAACUCUUGCGGACAGCUCUGGGGAACAUGCUUCGCCGACUGCAAACCGUGGCCGUCAAUGACUCCACCGCCGUGCGAACCCUCGGUCACUGACAAGCCGCCCAUCACGACCGUGUCGACUAUCACGUUCUCCACGGUCUCGCCCGGCAGUGCGUCUAGCGAUGACUGCUCCACUAGGACUGUCUGCGCAGACUACAUCAACGACUGCGGCCAGAUGUACGGGGGGUGCUUCCCUGACUGCAAGCCAUGGCCCACGUUCACGCCACCGCCUUGCACUUCCACGUCGACAGCGACCCCGAGCACGCCGACUCCGGUGACCGACGAUUGCUCGACCAGAACGGUCUGCGCUGACUACGUCAACGAGUGUGGCCAGAUGUAUGGAGGAUGCUUCCCUGACUGCAAGCCAUGGCCCACGUUUACGCCGCCGCCGUGCACGAAGACCAGCAAGACCAAGAAGAGCAGGACCAAGAAGCCAAAGACCACGCCAAGCCCGACGACGACGGAUGACUGCUCGACCAGGACAGUCUGUGCCGACUAUGUCAACGAGUGCGGCCAGUGGUACGGAGGAUGUUUCCCUGACUGCAAGCCGUGGCCGACCUUCACACCGCCGCCAUGUACUCUCACAACGACCACGACGCCGCCAGUAGUCACCCCACCGCCGGAGACGACGAGCUGCACGGCGACCGACACGGUCUGCGUUGACAGCAUCAAUGCAUGCGGCCAGACCUAUGGAGGUCCCCUAAAGAUCUUCGAUCUGGCAAAGAAGCAGGGCAAGUUUGUCUAUGCCUCGGCACCCAUGGUUCGGUAUAGCAAGGUAUAUCGCCCAUUUCUUUCUUACAAUUUCAUUGUACAUGGGACUGACUUUCUUGUGCCACUUGGCCUCCCUCAGCUUGCUUUUCGUCAAACGGCCUACGAGUAUGGGACCGACCUCUGCUGGACUCCGAUGAUUCUCGCCAAGGAGUUCAACCGGAACCAAUUCGCCCGCGACAGUGAUCUCACCCUGUCGACCUCGGGACCCCAGCCGCCUACCAUUGUGCAGUUUGGCGCCAACCGGCCGCUCGAGUUCGCCCGGGCGUCCUCGCUGGCCGCGCCCUUCGUGAGCGGCGUCGACCUGAACUGCGGCUGCCCCCAGGGGUGGGCGUGCGCGGAGACGCUGGGAGCGGCGCUCAUGGAGCAGCGGGAGCUGGUGCGAGACAUGGUCGUCGAGGCGAGGCGGCGCCUGCGCGAAGACGGGUGGGACGUGGGAAUGGAGGCCGACAUGCACAGCGACAAGGGCAGGAGCGUCAGUGUCAAGAUACGGGUGCACAAAGACCUCAGGAAAACGAUAGACUUUAUCGAUACCGUGCUAGGGCAUGACCAACAACGGCAAAUCGAUUUUCUCACGAUUCACCCUCGUACGAGGUACACGCCUUCGCGAGAAGCCAUCAGCGUUGAGGCGCUGGAGCUGCUAACCUCCAAGUAUGGAGACCGGGUGCCGAUUCUCGUGUCCGGCGAUGUGUUUACGCUGAACACACUGCCCUACACAUCGCCGCUUUUGAACCGCAGCAAGGACGGGUCAGCAGGACUCGUCAGAGCGUGGGAACCGCCGACCAAUGGCCAUGCUACACCGAAACUUGAAGAGCUUCCAGACGAGCCCAUCCCCUGGAAGCAUCAGACACCGCCGCCAGCAACAACCCCUCCGGUCCUCCCGCACCUCCCCAAGCUAGCAGGCCUGAUGUCUGCACGCGCCAUCCUAGCCAACCCGGCCCUGUAUGCCGGCCACGACACAUGCCCCUGGGAAGCCGUCGAGCUGUUCAUGAACAAGGCGGCCAGGGCGCCGCUGCACCUGAAGCUGGUGCUGCACCACCUGACGGAGAUGUGCGGCCCGGGCAUGGGCUCCGACAAGCGCUCGCUGCUCAGCAAGAAGGAGAGGAUCGACAUGCUCGAGUGCCGGAAUAUGUGUGACCUGAUCGAUUUCCUAGACGACAAGAUGAGCAUACAAAUGCCAGACCGGAAGGAAGGCAUGCGGAGGAUAGGGAACAGGCCCGAGGACACGGAGAAGGGCUGA